GGAUCUACUUCUCCUUCAGGCUUGUUGGAGUUGAUUUGCCAGGCAGUUGUAACAAGUGGUUUUAGUUAUCUUCUACAAGGAUGGCACGUUGUUUAAAACGUCAGACUUUCCGCUGAGACUUAAGGCAAUCCGGAUUGCUGCGUGUUAAAUCAUUUACUGCUGCGAAUCUUCUAUCCAGUGACGGGGAUCUAUUUUUUUUUUUUUUUUUUUGAUGGCGAUGGAGUCUUAUCGAGUCGGUGGCAUUUCUGGUGGCAGCUUACCUUCGGCAUACCUGGCCCACGAGUGCCCAAGCAGACCCGUGAGCAGUGGACCUGGCAGAUACGGCCUCAGCAUCCGCGUGCAGGGGAUCGGCGGACACCCGUACGUCGUGCUCAACAACCGGGAACGAGAGCCUUCACCCUGUGAGGAACUCGAGAGCAAUGGGCACAGCGCCGAUGGGGACACUGGCGCGCAGUACGGCCAGGACAGGUACACCCCUCCCUGGGAGCAGCACCCAGAUAACUCUCUUGUGGAGUACAGGUCGCACAAACAGAUGCUUUUUGCUGGAUCCCACAAUGGGGUUACUGAGUUCCGGGAGUCGCAGAAGAAGGCAUCCUCUCUGCUGAACUUCCAGAGACACCCAGAGCUGCUCCGCCCAUACGACCCUGAGAACAACCGGCUAAACCUGGAGGACCUUCCUGCUCUGACGCCCCGACCCGCUUCCUUAUCCGAAACUGGAAGUCUCCCUUGCUCACAAGUCACUCGCGGCAUGUCCCCCGGCUUGGAUAAGCCUGGUACCUCUGCCACACCGGCGUACGAGGAUCGGUUCCCACAGCAGUCGUCAGAGGUCCAGUCCCUCCCUCGGCGACACGUGCCGUCACCAGACAGGCCAGCAUUCCAGGUUCAGCCUGAGACCCAGGAGAUGCUCUUACCAGAUCUGAAGCCCCAGUUCCGACAGUUGGUCAGGCCCGAGACUCAGGAUCAGCAGAAGCCACAACCUGAGACACGGGUCCAGUCUCCCCCUCAUCAGCAGGCAAAGCCCCAGAAGCCAGUGCAGCCCACCUCUCAGGAUCAACAGAAGCCGCAAACUCAAGCUGCCGCCGUGGCCCCAUCUGCCCCUGAUGGGGGUCAGCAGGCCGGAGUGGCGCCGCCGGCCAGCACCAGUGCCAGCUCAAGCCUGGAGCGCAGUCGCCGGAAGCCGGACGUCCUGCUCCUUCGCCGGCACGACUCCAGCGGUCCAGUGCUGCAAUCCCAACAUUCCAGCCAGUCUUCCCCUUCUCCCUCAUCCACUUCUAGGCCUCUCCUUGGAGACCCACUGGAAUCCCUGGGCUUAGACCCCAUCAACCGUCACCAGAACCGACGGUACAUCCCAUUCCUGCCAGGCACGGGCCGUGACAUCGACACGGGCUCCAUCAAGGCGGUGGAGGAGCUAAUUGACAAGUUUGAUGGCAAGGAAGGUCACCAACGCAGGGGUCGGGCUGGGCGACGAAAUCGCAUUAACCCAGAGGAGCGCAAGCGCUCCCGCAGCGUGGACAGCGCCUUUCCCUUCGGCGUCAGAGGGGACACCGAUUACCUGGAGGAGUUCAGCAGGAACCAGGGCCGGUCCACCGAGCAUGUGCUCCGGCCCUCACAGCUGCGGCAGCUGAAGGGGGCUCUGGCCCAGGACCCCCCUGGCCCCACCUCGCCCCCUAGGGGCAAGGCGGGCACAAGUGCUGCGGCUCGUUGCGGAAGUGCUCCAGGCUCCCCACAGGGCACUGCGCUCCAUGGUGCGAACUCCGCCCUGAGCUGCAGGACUGCAGUGAGCAGGUCUUCCACACUGCCGCUGGAGUCAAAGGGAGGAGACGAGCCGAAAUCCAUGCGGUCUUUCAAAGUCUUGACGGGCGUGGCGGCGGCCUCUCCAGCCGUGUCCGUGAGUAGUGCCCCCAAGAAGAAGGACACAGACAAUCUGGUGACUCCCGACCUGCUGAAGGAUCAGCAGACGCUUUCGCAGCAAACCAACGAAGAGACGGCUAAACAGAUAUUAUUCAAUUACCUGAAGGACGGGAGCCCUGAUAAUGACGACACAAAGAGGAAGGUCAACGUGGUCUUUGAAAAAAUCCAGACAUUGAAGUCGAGGGCUGCAGGGAACGUGCAGGGGGACAACAAACCUCCUGAAGCAGCCAGUGAGGUGAAAGCUCUGCAGGACCAGAAGAGUCAACUGGAAAAAGAGGUGACAGUGCUUAAGAAACGGCUGGAGGAGGAAACCAAGAAGACAGCUGGUCCGGCGGAGGCCCAGGAGAACAUUGGGAUGAGGGAUCUGCAGAGGAGUAAGGAGGAGUGUGCCCACCUGCAGGAGCUGCUUUCCAAAGCAGAGGAGGAGCUGCGCACCACUAUGGAGGAGCUCUUCCAGGUGAAGAUGGAGAAAGAAAAACACCAGACGGAGAUCAGGGAUCUUCAGGAUCAGCUGUCGGAGAUGCAUGAUGAGUUGGAUGGUGCCAAGAGGGGCGAGAGUGAAGGCAGGGAACAGGAGGCCGUUUUGGAUGAGAUGAUGCAGCUGAAGCUGGACUUCCAGGAGCUGCUGCAGGUGAAGGAGGAACAGGAGGAGCUGAUUCGGCGCCGGGAGCGCGAGCUGACCGCCUUGAAGGGGGCCUUAAAGGAGGAGGUGGCCACGCAUGACAAGGAAGUGGACACACUGAGGGAGCAGUACGAAGAGGAAAUCCGCAAGCUGCUGUCAUGCGUGGAGGACGCCAAGCUGAACAAUGUCUCGGCGUGUCGGGAGAAGCAGGAGGUGGAGGCAGCGAAGGGGGUGGCGGAGAGCCGUGCGGAGAGGCUCAGCCUGGAGACUGAGAGGCUUCGCCGGAGGGUCCAGGAGCUGGAGAAUGAGGUGGCCAAGCUGAACCGCAUCAUCGACGAGUCCAAGCUGCAGGAAGGCAGGCUUACUGAUCACAUGCGCCACCUAGAGAAAGAGAACAGUCUCCUGGGAGAUUCCCUGGCUGAGGUGCGGGAACAAGAGGAGGCGAUGUCGCGAGCAAACAGAGCCCUGACCACCCGCCUGGAGGACGUGCAGAGAAACCUGACCAAACUGAACCAAGAGCACAAAGACCUGAAUGAGAAGCUGAAGGAAGAAAGGAUUCAGAAGGAACAGUUCAAGAGGACCAAGGAUGAGAUAGAGGACGAAAGGAGGCUGCUGGACAGGACUGUGGAGAAGCUGCAGAAGCAGAUGUGCGACAUGGUGGAGGCCUCGCAGAUCUCUACCCAAGACCUUCAGGUACAGAUCGACGAGUACAAAGAGAAGAAUCGCAGAGAACUCGCGGAACUGCAAAGGCAGCUGCAGGAGAGGGGUGUGGAGCUGGAGAAUUCCCGGACGGCGACGCGGAAGCUGCAGGAAGAGGUGUCUCACCUUGAGGAGGACCUGAAACAAUGCAAGAAGGAGCGAGAUGAGGCAGUUCUGAGGGAGAAGAAGCUGGAACUCAAGGUCUUUGACCUGGAGGUGGAGCUGGAGAACGUGUCGCACUCCAAACAAGAUCGGCCCCGCUACAGCAAAAUAACGGAGGACAGGAUCACCCAGCUGGAAAUGGACUUGGAGGAGGAACGUAACAACGGGGACCUGUUGAUGGACCGGAUAGAGCAGGGGCGAAAGCAGGUGGAGGAGAUGAGGAAUGAGCUUCUACAGGAAAGAGGCAUGAGGCAGGACCUGGAGUGCGAUAAGGUCGCUCUGGAGAGACAGAAUAAGGAUCUGAAGAGCAGAGUGACUCAUCUGGAAGGUUCCCAGAAAUCCAAUAAGGAGAGUCUGGUCUCCCAACUAGAGGCCCGGAUCCAGGAGCUGGAGGGGAGACUGGAAGGAGAAGAACGGGAUUGUGCCAACCUGCAAUUGGUGAACCGCAAGCUGGAGAGAAAGGUGAAGGAGUUAAUGAUACAGGUGGAUGAUGAACAUACUGCUCUGCAGGAUCAGAAGGACCAGCUCAACCUCCGUCUGAAAGCUUUGAAAAGGCAGAUGCACGAGGCUGAGGAGGAGAUUGAACGUCAGGAGCACGGCAAGAAGAAACUCCAGCGGGAGCUGGAGGAACAGCUAGAAGCCAACGAGCAGCUCCAAGGCCAGAUUUUGGCCCUGCGCAAUGACAUGAGGCGAAAGAACACAACGGCUCCGUCGCUGAAGGACCUCGACGACAACGAUGAUGAUAUGAGCACCGACGGGGAGAUCUACUAUAGAUCAGCAUCAGGGUACAAGCGGUCAAAUCACGAUUCCAUCUCAUAGCGCCCCCUGUCAGAAGGAGGUCCUAAGAGCGAGGCUGCUGGGGACGCAACCGAUUCAGAGCUGAGAAGUCGAGCCAAAGCACCGCCUUCCUGUUCAGCCCCCAGACUGAGCUAUCGAGGAUGAAGCCCUUGUGUAACGCCUUGCUUUCCUCUCAACCUGGUUGCAUUCUGCUCAAGCAUCUUUGCCAUUUCAGUGUCAGUGAUGUGAAUGGUCACACAGAGACCCACAUUACUGUGGUGUCCUGGAGCAACUGGGAAUCACAGUGCAGCUGAAAUGGGCACAUGUUAAGUUUAUUUUAUUUUUUUUCUUUAAUUUUUUUUAUGUUAUGAAGGAUAUGCAAAAUGAAGGUUUAUGUUGGAAGGGAAGUGUGUGUGUGUGUGUUAGGGAGUUUAUAUAUUGCCAUAUAUAGUUUACAUAUUCUGUAUAUUUUUAAAAGACAGAGUGGUCUUAGUAUGCAACAAAGUCAUCUAUAUAAGACUUUUAAAAUAUUUUAUAUAACACCGGUAUAUAAAUGUCUAAUAAAAAUAGGCAUUGCUUUGUUAAAUGUUGGAUUUACGUCAUGCCACUCAAAUUGAGUAUUUACAUUUAUUUUUAAUGUUUUUAAUUUUUCUACAACUUAAUUUUAGUAGGCAAAAUGCUUAACUCAGCUCACUAUACGUUCCAAGAUUUAAGUGUGUUAACUUUUAAUAAAUGUGGCUUUACAAAAUCUCUUUUGUUGUUUGCCGCCAAAGGGAAGGUUUAACAGAAGACAGUGUUAUUUCAGUGCUCUUAACAUCUUAAUCUGCUUUUUUUAAUGACUUGGGCUGUUAGCAGUGAACAUGCGUGACUGCGGAGUGGGGCGGGGCGUGGGCCGGCUCUUCACACGACAUGUCGGGAGUCGCAAACUCUGAGGCUUCAGAGUGACUUGGUGCUUCAUGAGUUGCACUGCAUGAUAAACGCCUGAACUGCCAACGAUGCCGAUUUUUAGAAGUAAAUCCAAUAGGCUGUUGGUGACACCAGUGACACCGGUGCAUUGUGGGAAGGGCUCUAUCUCACCACUACCUCUCCAUGUACGUAGCUGUUCUGCUAAGACUUAAAAACAACCUUGUUCUGUUGCAAUAAAGUUACUGUUGGCUAAAA
Molecule: messenger RNA, 5332 nt
Organism: Brienomyrus brachyistius
Lineage: Eukaryota; Metazoa; Chordata; Actinopteri; Osteoglossiformes; Mormyridae
Product: cingulin-like protein 1
Cellular component (GO): myosin complex
Source: RefSeq, a predicted model, not a curated record